AUGUUAAACAGAUCUGUUCUUUUCUGCUGGUCUGUCACUGCAUUUCUGCUGCCCCUCCCUCUAGCUGGGUUUGUCAAGUCGCCCAUGUCAGAAACUAAACUCACGGGGGACGCCUUUGAGCUGUACUGUGACGUGGUUGGGAACCCCACUCCAGAGAUCCAGUGGUGGUAUGCUGAAGUCAACCGGGCUGAAUCUUUCAAACAGCUAUGGGAUGGUGCUCGAAAGCGCCGUGUCACCAUUAACACUGCCUACGGGGUGAAUGGCGUGAGCGUGCUGAGAAUUACUCGCCUUACCUUGGAAGACUCUGGGACUUACGAGUGCAGGGCAAGCAACGAUCCCAGAAGGAAUGACUUGAGGCAAAAUCCUGCCAUAACGUGGAUACGAGCCCAGGCUACCAUAAGCGUCCUUCAGAAGCCCAGGAUCAAUGCCAGUAAUGAGGUGAUCAUUCUUUCCCCUUCACCUGCCAUCACACUACAGUGUAACCUCACAACAAGUCCCAGUCCCCUCAUCUACAGCUACUGGGUGAAAAAUGGUGAAGAGAUCUCAGGCACUAGGAGGUUAACAAAUACUACAGACCACAGAAUCCCAAAACCUAGAGCAGAUGAUUCAGGGGAAUAUCUCUGCGUGUUUGUAUUUGUCAGCUCUCCUCCAGCAAAUGCCAGUAUUGAAGUGAAAGCUGCUCCUGACAUUAUUGGGCACAAGAGAAGCGAGAACAAGAAUGAAGGGCAAGAAGCACAGUUGUAUUGCAAAUCUGUGGGCUACCCACAUCCUGAUUGGAUGUGGUAUAAGAAGGUCAAUGGGGUUUCUAUGGCAAUUGACAACUCUACUGGCCGCUUCUUCAUCACCAAUAAAGAGAACUAUACUGAGCUGCUGAUUGUGAACCUUCAGAUCAAUGAGGAUCCUGGCACAUAUGAAUGCAAUGCAACCAGCCCAAUUGGGAACACAGCAGAAGUUACCAUCCUACGUGUCCGCAGCCACUUGGCUCCUUUGUGGCCCUUCCUGGGGAUUCUGGCAGAGAUAAUUAUUCUUGUUGUUAUCAUUGUGGUGUAUGAGAAGAGGAAGCGGCCAGAUGAGGUUCCUGACGAUGAUGAACCAGCUGGACCAAUGAAAACGAAUUCCACAAACAACCACAAAGACAAAAAUCUACGCCAGAGAAACACAAAUUGAAAGUAUUGCUUAUAGCUUUAAGUUUGAGAGACUGAUGGAAAUAUCACCUGCUAAACUGAAUAAUUGGAAUGGUUGGUUUUCAAACUCCAGUCCUAUCUCUUAUCUCUGACGUUUUUUCUUUAAAGUGAGCAACAAUGACUGUCUAAAGCAUGCCUUAUUUAAUCUCUCCUUGUAAGAAUGACCUAGCUGAUACAUUUAAUAAUGCUUCAGUAUAAAGGGUGUAAACUAUUUUGGGCUUGAUGUGCUGUGAAUGUUGCUUUUUUCCCCCUUCAAGAAUAUUAAGUAUUACAAGUAAAAAAUCCAAUCUUGCAUGCAGCAUUUUUUACUUAAUGUAGCUGUUAAAAUUAGCAAAGCUCUAAGAUGCACUGCUGCCAUCUAGUGAUAACUUUUGUAAAGUACAGCAGAACCUAAAAUAUAUACAGUUAUAUAUUUAUAUUUUGGGGGAGGGGAACCAAACUACAUUAAAUGUUUUGAUUUUUCAGCUGCUAAAUUCAUUCCUUUUAUUGUAUGUCUGAGAGCUGAGAGAAUUAUUUCCAGUAGGUAAGAGAUAUAAUAUAAAUUGAACUUUAUCCUAAGGGCUUAAUCUAUAUAGAAAGACUUAGAUGUAUUAUAAUCAAGGAUUGCAAGAGCUGGAAUAGUUCUAUAGAAGGUGAUGAAGGAGGUGAUAAAGUAAGACACUUCAGUUUAUAAAUAUUAUUAUGAUUGCUUUUUAAGUGACUUUUUUGUUAAAUCAUGUAAAUUUCUCAUCUUUUUGCACUGAUGUGUUCACGUUCUUGUACAUUCAAUUCAGGCAGAAUUUUAUAAAUUUGUUUUUCUUUUGUUUUAAUGAUGUUGAUAUGUUACGGCAUGGUGAUAUUCUAUGCAACUGGUUUGUUUCAAUUAGACAUUCAUUUUUCAUGUUGAUUUAAAGACUGAUUGUAGAAUCACAGACCUAGCAGGAAUCUUAGACUGUGGCAAUACCUGUAGAUGCAUGAUUUUGUGGUGUGUGUGCUUGUCGAAGUGCAAUGUGUAUUAAAAAAAAGUGAAUUCACCUGUUUUUGAAAAUAAAAUACUGGUAAAAGGUU
Molecule: messenger RNA, 2231 nt
Organism: Pogona vitticeps (central bearded dragon)
Lineage: Eukaryota; Metazoa; Chordata; Lepidosauria; Squamata; Agamidae
Gene: NPTN
Product: neuroplastin
Biological process (GO): dendrite self-avoidance; axon guidance; homophilic cell-cell adhesion
Cellular component (GO): plasma membrane; axon
Molecular function (GO): cell-cell adhesion mediator activity
Source: RefSeq, a predicted model, not a curated record